Rhizoctonia solani is the source of this 1047-nucleotide messenger RNA. RefSeq lists its product as uncharacterized. The coding region runs from base 1 to 1047 and encodes 348 amino acids. The record is from RefSeq and is a predicted model, not a curated record. Gene Ontology annotation, molecular function: phosphatidylinositol transfer activity. NCBI's taxonomy places the organism in Eukaryota, Fungi, Basidiomycota, Agaricomycetes, Cantharellales, Ceratobasidiaceae. The transcript is spliced from 8 exons.
AUGGCCGCUUCUAACCAUGUUUGGACUGAACCCGCACCUGGUGUAGCGCCCAAGCCGCGUACAUACACACCCGAGCAGCAAGCCAUGAUUGAUGAGUUGAGAGAGUACGCCAAAUCCAUAAUGCUACCCGAGUCAGAUCCAUACUAUGAACAUGAGAGGCAUUGGCUGCUUGAUGAUCCCGAGUGUUGCGGACGUUACAUGAGGGCAGCCAAAUGGAAAUUAGAGGAUGGCAAGAAGCGCAUGCAAGGAACUUUGACGUGGCGUCGAGAGUAUAAACCGGAUCUCAUUCCACCAGAAGAAGUGAGGAUCGAGUCUGAGACUGGAAAAAUUAUUUUGAACGGUUUUGAUAUCGAUGGGAGGCCAAUCUUAUACAUGCGCCCAGGUAGAGAGAACACAGAAACGAGUCCACGCCAAAUUCGCCACCUGAUCUUUUGCCUUGAGCGAGCGAUUGACUUUAUGCCACCUCACCAAGACUCUAUGAUGAUUAUUGUGGACUACAAAUCUACAACUCUAAAAACCAACCCUUCCAUUGGAGUUGCCCGAAAGGUCUUGGGAGUCCUGCAGCAGCACUAUGUUGAACGGCUAGGCCGUGCGAUUGUUGUUAAUCUACCAGGAAUCCUGAACUUCUUCUACAAGGGUAUUAGUCCAUUCCUCGACCCCGUUACUCGGGAUAAGAUGCGCUUCAAUCCUAAUCUGCUGGAGCUCGUCCCUGCUUCACAACUUGAUGCGGGUAUCGGCGGGGAAUUCAAUUAUGAAUUCGAGCCAAAGAGCUACUGGGAUCAAGUUGUCUCGCACUGCAAACUAAAUGCGGAUGGCUCCCAUCGCCGCGACAUAGUUCCACAGGCUAAGGCAGAUCCUAAACGUAGCGAAGAGACUGAAGGAAAUACACAGUCUGUUACGGAUGACGCAACCUAUAACACUCCCGCAUUAUCCCCGAGCGCUAGCAGCAGGGCAUCCACAAUGGUAGACGAAACCCCCGCUAUCACCGAGAAAAGUGGCCCAGUGAACGUCACCAAUGAAAGCACCCAAACAACUCUCGUUUCAUAG